GUUCAAAACGCUCGCCGUAGAAGCACUGGCGCGAUGUGCUUCGGCAAAGCAGAAACGCUGGUUAACUACUCCUUUGGAACUUGUCAACAUAGGAAGAUCUUUCCUCACUUCCAUCCCCCAAACUUAUUGGGGAACAAGUUUCUCCCUAUUAGGGGAGUGCCCCACAGAGGGCCUGGAUGUUAUAUAGCAGAAGAGAGUAAAGACUUGGCAAACAACCUCGCUAAGAUCCCAACCAGUAUAAAAGGAUAUGGUUUUGGAGCCAGAACAGCUGUGAGGUUUAAGCCAAAGAAUAAGGAUGUGACACCUUACCCAGGCAUGUACCAGACAGUCAAUCUUCAGGAGCAAACACACAAACCAAAUUUUGCUCCAUUUAAUACCUUGUCACCUCGCUUUCGGACACACUCAAAGGACCCUUGUUAUCCUGGCCCUGGCACAUAUAAACUAGAGAAAAAGGCACCCCAGAAAGUCACCUGGCCAAUGAAAUUUGGAUCUCCAGAUUGGGCUCAGGUUCCAUGUCUACAGAAAAGAACCCUGAAAACUGAGCUGUCCACAGACAAGGACUUUAGAAAGCAUCGGAACCAUUUGGCCUACCUAAGCUUGUACUACAACUGAAAAGCUGUGACUACCUUCACAUGCUCCUCCUGACCACAGACUCUCCAGGACUGAGGACAGCUGCUCUUGUCCUUGUGCAUUGCUCUGACCCUCCUGUCUGCCAGCAUGGGGUGCAGGGAGGGGCAAAGGGCUCAUAAUUACUAUAUGACUGCAUAAAGACUCAUUGUACA
This is a messenger RNA of Cervus elaphus (red deer), 782 nucleotides long. Its product is annotated as protein pitchfork. Gene Ontology annotation, cellular component: ciliary basal body. NCBI's taxonomy places the organism in Eukaryota, Metazoa, Chordata, Mammalia, Artiodactyla, Cervidae. Bases 34 to 612 code for a protein of 192 amino acids. Gene Ontology annotation, biological process: regulation of cell projection organization. The transcript has 6 exons. Gene Ontology annotation, molecular function: cytoskeletal protein binding. The record is from RefSeq and is a predicted model, not a curated record.